Trypanosoma theileri is the source of this 498-nucleotide messenger RNA. RefSeq lists its product as uncharacterized. NCBI's taxonomy places the organism in Eukaryota, Euglenozoa, Kinetoplastea, Trypanosomatida, Trypanosomatidae. The coding region runs from base 1 to 498 and encodes 165 amino acids. The transcript has a single exon. The record is from RefSeq and is a predicted model, not a curated record.
AUGCGGCGUGGCUGCCGCCUUCUCACCAAUCAUGCGGCACUGACGCCUUCAGCUGCUGCAACUACAACUGGAAUGGGUACUACUACCACUACUACGAGUACCGCUGUGGAGCCACAGUGGACUCCGCAACAGCGUUGUUACCGAGAUCUCAUGAAAAGUCUUCGCUCGGCGUACUUUCACGAUCGUGCGAAAUUGUUCUGGUCACGCCAUCGUGUUCUUGUGGAGUUCUACAAGUACUCGGGGGAAACAAAUGGGGAGGCUGUUCGACAGUUACUGGGUGUUAGCCAUGAGGUUGCUGCAUUCAUUUCUCAUCACAUGCGUACGGAUGUGGAGCGCAUUAUUAAACACAAUGAGGCGAUGUUGGCGCUUCCCGUAGAUAAAGCGAAAAAGUUCCGCAAUGAUUAUCUCUUAGCAGAGAAACAGCAUGAUUCAUGGUGCAAGCAAAAGAUCAAGAACAUAUUAAGUCGUCGACCGCCCCCACCGUAUCCGUUUUUCUAA